Striga asiatica is the source of this 408-nucleotide messenger RNA. NCBI's taxonomy places the organism in Eukaryota, Viridiplantae, Streptophyta, Magnoliopsida, Lamiales, Orobanchaceae. The record is from the annotation of a GenBank genome assembly.
AUGAAAUCCGGGUCGGGCAGCGCCGGGAAAGAGUGGGGGUCGGGCUUUACCUCCGGCGGGGAGUCGGCCGCCAUGAAUUUGGUGAGGAGGUCGUCGACGGAGAAAUCGGAUUCGAAAUCGGGGUACCUGGGCCGCUUUUUGAGGUUGGAAAAGGACGUUAUCGGGUCCGGGUCCUGUGCGAAGGAGAUUGAGAAAGGGAACGGAAAGGACGAGAUUUCCAUGGAAAAGGGUUCGAUUCAAAAGGGGGAAAAUUUUAAAGAAAUUGAGUUUGAUUUGGAGGAUUUUAAGGAGAAAUGUGAAAAGACGAGAGCUUGGAGUGAAAUGAGAGAUUGUAAGGACGCGGUUGAGGACGCGUUUGGGGAGGAAGGUUCGAGGGAGAUGGUUUUUGACGGGUGGGUUCCCUGGUUU